Messenger RNA from Galendromus occidentalis (western predatory mite), 489 nucleotides. RefSeq lists its product as uncharacterized. Bases 1 to 489 code for a protein of 162 amino acids. The record is from RefSeq and is a predicted model, not a curated record. The transcript has a single exon. NCBI's taxonomy places the organism in Eukaryota, Metazoa, Arthropoda, Arachnida, Mesostigmata, Phytoseiidae.
AUGGAGGACGAAGUUCCUUUGACCGGCUACUGGAGACAUUUUAAAGACGUUUUCACGUCAAAAAAACUCAUCAUGCUUGGUGUCGACGAAAAGAAUCUUCCAAGUACGGACACCGUCCAAGCUCUCACAAACAGCAUGGCAUCGGUUGCUUUGACGUUGCCGACGUUCUGGGCGCAGAAUCCUGAUGCGUGGUUCUACAAAGUUGGAGCCCAAUUCAAAAAUGCCAACAUCACCACCGAGCAAAGGAGGUUCUACAAAGUCCUGGCUGUCCUGCCGGAGAGUGCUGCAAUCCGUGUUCGCGAAAUAGCUCAGCAAGGUCAGUUCAAUCCAGGCGACUACGAGAAACUGAAACAGAAACUCAUCCGAACUCGCCAGCCGUCAACCCUUGAACGAUUGGACCGUCUGACCGAGUUGAAAAACAUCGCGCACAAGAAGCCAUCGGAGAUUUUGAUUGAUCUGGAAGCGAUUUUCCAUUCGGCAAUCGUGUAA